AUGCGUGGAUCGACUGAAUUUUAUCAUGGUCGAAUUCCGGCCAACCAGCCAUGCGCCAAUUGUCCCCUCUACGCUCCCCCUCCCCCACCUUACUCGUCUAUCGAAUUACGCUCGUGCCUGAGGCGAACCCGUGACAGCCACGAGUAUGCACUUCAUACGUCCCUUCGCGUCGCGCUGGGCCUCGUUGGAGAGAGUCUAGACAGUGAUGAUAUGCAUCCUCGGAAGAAGUACCAGCCAUCGGACAACGAAGGAGCUAAUAAACGCCCUAAGCUUCUCUACUUUGCUCACCAACUCCCCAUUUACCCCCGUCCCCACCUCGGCCACCUCGUGGUCUACUCACACUUGGUGUUGUCAAUCAAGUUUUGA
Molecule: messenger RNA, 366 nt
Organism: Protopolystoma xenopodis
Lineage: Eukaryota; Metazoa; Platyhelminthes; Monogenea; Polystomatidea; Polystomatidae
Source: the annotation of a GenBank genome assembly